ACGGGACAGACAAACAGACGCCCCAACGUGCCUCUCGGUAUGUUCUGAUGGAUAAUGAUGCCACUGCAAAAGACCAAACACUAAUUACAGAUAGUUGAAGUGCUGCUCUUUCCACACAGACAGUUUAAACCUGAUUUGAGCCUAGUUAAAACUGUCCUCUUAGAGGUUAAAGGAGGAAACGCGUAAUAUCGCCUGUUGGGGAGGUCAAACUAGCUAUAGCAAUAAAACCAAAGAUCAAUUGGAUAAUAUCAAUGGAUCAUUUAAUAGUACUCCCACUUGAUGUGUUUGACAUGCAUAGUCAAAGAUGUAGAUUGGGACCUUUGCUUAUGUCCAGGCUUGGAGUUUCCCUGGGAAACUGUGUAAAAAUAUGGUGGAAGAACCAGUGUCACCUUAGCAUAGCAUGGCCCAGAGAGGACUGCCAUGAAAAAUUUCUACAAGUAGAUGGAUUUGUUACUUCAGUGCAACCUGAUGCUCAAGCUGAAAAAUUAAAUGAUAUGGAGAACAAUCAGAUAACAGUUUUUAAGCAUGUCAAACAAUUUUCUGCUGUUUAUUUAAAUGUUGUAAUGACUGAUUUAGAUUUUGUCCUAAAACUGAAUGAAAAUCCAAAUAUGAAAAAAGGAUAUCUUAUAUCCAAGUGUAGGUGUCUUCUCAACAAUUUGUAUGUGGCUGCAAAUUUCAAAGUCGACUUCACAGAGCAUACAUUGGGAAAGCUUUAUGGAAUAUCAUACAUUGAAAUUGCUACAGCUCUUCCAGAUAACUUAGAAGUUGGUAGAGUGCUAACAGUCACAGAUAUUGAAAUUAAAAAAGUGAUCAGCAAAAGACGAUAUGAUUAUUGCCAAAAAAGAACAUCAGACAUGUCUUCUAUUGGAGGCCUGGAACAAGAAGCUAAAAAGUUAAGGGAAAUAAUCAGCUUACCAUUUCAGUAUCAGCAACAAGUAGAAAAUGUCAGACUGGAACUACCAAAAGGGGUUCUACUGUCUGGUCCUCCAGGGACAGGUAAAACUUCUCUUGUGAGAGCCAUUUGCAGUGAAUAUGCUGUUGUUCUACUUCACAUCAAUGGACCGGAGCUCACUGGCCCAAGACCUGGAGAAAGUGAGGAAAAUUUACGUAAAUCUUUUAAAGAAGCUAUCAAUCUUAGCAAAGAAGGUCCUACUGUGUUAUUCAUUGAUGAAAUUGACUCCUUGUGUCCAAGGCAGAGCAAAUCUGGUCAGCAAGACGGAAGAAUGUUGGGUCAAUUGCUGACACUGAUGGAUGGUUUGCAAUCAAGAGAGAGGUUGGUGGUGCUUGCUGCCACUAAUAGAGCUUCUGCUGUAGACCCAUCUCUGCGAAGAUCCGGAAGGUUUGACCAGGAGUUUUUCAUUGGGAUUCCAUCAGAGAGCCAACGCAGACAAAUUCUGUCAGUUCACACCAAGAGUCUAUUGCUUGGUGAAUGUGUCAACUUGGAUAGGUUAGCAGAUAUGACAAAGGGCUAUGUGGGUGCUGACCUGGCUUGCAUUUGUAACGAAGCUGCAUACAGUUCAAUGGCCAGGUGUAAAUGUUUACUAAAAGUUGAAAGGAUCAAUCCUGAACCUGUUACAAUGUUGGAUUUUACUACAUCUAUCCAUAACAUCACCCCAAGCACACAGAAAGGUUCAGACAUAUUAGUUGACGGCAAGCCAGUACUUUGGGAGCAAAUAGGUGGUUUGCAGACUGUUAAAUUGCAGUUAAAGCAGUCUGUUGAAUGGCCACUCCAGCAUCCUGAGGCAUUUUCUCGGCUUGGUCUUCCAUUACCAAAAGGUGUCCUGUUGUAUGGGCCCCCAGGUUGCUCCAAGACUAUGCUGGUGAAAGCUGCAGCAACUGCCUGUGGCGCCACUUUUCUGUCAGUUAGUGGUGCUCAGCUGUAUUCACCAUUUGUGGGAGAUUCAGAAAAGGCCUUAUCAGAGGCAUUCAGCAGAGCAAGAAUGGGAGCCCCAUCAAUCUUGUUUCUGGAUGAGAUUGAUUCAAUAAUAGGCAAACGAUCAGAGUCCAGCACUAACCGCAGUGUUCAGGAAAGAGUGUUAUCUGUGCUGCUGAAUGAAAUGGAUGGUGUUGGUAUCAAAGUGGAGGAAAAGACCACCAGAUCUGGGGGAAAGGAAAGGCUGUUGGAGGGGGUCCCUUCCUGGUCACAAGCUGAAUUUAGUGAGGUUGAUAACAGCCAUGUGUUAGUUGUGGCUGCCACAAACAGACCUGACAUGCUGGAUGAGGCCCUCUUACGUCCAGGCCGUUUUGAUAGGAUCAUUUAUGUGCCUCCACCAGGACUUGAAGCAAGAGAAGAAAUAAUCAGAAUUCAUUCUCGACACAUGCCAAAAACUGAUGUAGAUGUGCGAUGGCUGGCUGAGCAAACUGCUGGGUUCACAGGGGCUGAUCUAGAGAAUUUGUGCAGAGAGGCAAGUCUUCAUGCAUUAAGUGAAAGAGGGCUGGAUGUAGAAGUAAUUACUCAGCAAGACUUUGCUGGAGUUUUGGCCAAUUUAAAACCUUCAGUAACUUCCUCACAGCUUGAACAAUAUAGCAUACUGAAUUGGAGAACGAAGACAAAUAAAGAAUAGUUGAGAUUUAUAACCACCAAUUGUUUUUCUCUUUUAUUACUGGAGU
This is a messenger RNA of Lingula anatina, 2610 nucleotides long. Its product is annotated as ATPase family gene 2 protein homolog B. Gene Ontology annotation, biological process: autophagosome maturation; retrograde protein transport, ER to cytosol; mitotic spindle disassembly. Gene Ontology annotation, cellular component: cytosol; nucleus; VCP-NPL4-UFD1 AAA ATPase complex. Gene Ontology annotation, molecular function: ATP hydrolysis activity; ATP binding; polyubiquitin modification-dependent protein binding. Lineage: Eukaryota; Metazoa; Brachiopoda; Lingulata; Lingulida; Lingulidae. The record is from RefSeq and is a predicted model, not a curated record.